This is a messenger RNA of Bemisia tabaci, 2043 nucleotides long. RefSeq names its product DISCO Interacting Protein 1. The record is from RefSeq and is a predicted model, not a curated record. Gene Ontology annotation, cellular component: RISC complex; cytoplasm; RISC-loading complex. Gene Ontology annotation, molecular function: double-stranded RNA binding; siRNA binding. NCBI's taxonomy places the organism in Eukaryota, Metazoa, Arthropoda, Insecta, Hemiptera, Aleyrodidae. Gene Ontology annotation, biological process: siRNA processing; regulation of regulatory ncRNA processing.
UUGGCCGCCAUCACGAAGUUGCCGCCAUCUUGACGGAUCCUGUGAACGCUGAACGCCGAGCGUACUAGUUGUCACCCUCCUAAAAUUUUCAUUUUGUCAUCUGUUGAAAAGAUCAGUGAAUUCUACAACUAUAACAAUGGUUUACACCAGGAGACCAGCUACUCAAAAUCAGGCUAACACAACGGCCCCAGCCUAUUCCACCAUGUCCACAAGGAACAGUCCCCAGACAGGCACUUUCCCAGCGCAGCAGCAGUAUGCUGGUAGUGUAACUACUGCAACUGGCAACUACCAGCAGUCCUACAACACUGGCAACUACAACACCCAACAGACUUUCCCUGCAAAACAAGCAGCACCUGUAACACCGGCAGCUCAACCUCAAGCACAGGCACCAGUGCAAAAUAUCAAGGAUGAAAAUAACACACCUAUGGAAACAGGUCAAGAAGGAGAAGAAGGAGGAAAGAAGGGAUUCUUCCGCCAAAGAUUCGGUGGAAUCAAAUACAAGCCCAACAAGCGAGUGAAGAACAUGAAGAGAAAUAAUGUCCUCCGGCGAGUGAUCAAGCCAAAGAAUUCUAUCAUGUGUCUUCAUGAAAUUAUCACUGGUCUUCAAUUCAACGUCAAUGAGCUUCCCAUGGGACAUGAUGGACUUCAAAGAUUUAAUGUCUCUGUCAAUGCUUACGGUAAAACAUAUGAAGGCAAUGGUCAUUCUAAAUUACAGGCCAAACAGGUUGCUUGUGAAAAUGCCCUGAAAGGAAUUUUAAUUGAUAGAAUGGUGAAGCAAGCACAAAAAGAAGCCUCAGGUGAUGUGGAAAUGACAGAUGAAAAUGGAGACUCGAAAGAAAACCCUGAUGAGGUCAUCCCAUGGGUAAAUGUAGCUUCAUUUGCCCUUCACAAAUUGUUCAGCGAAUGGCAAGCGCAAGGAACAAAUAUUCCUUUGGACGGAAUUCCAUCAAACGCAACUGCUGGCACUCCAAAACCCGCCAAACAACCCAAACAAGAAAUAAACAGGCCGCUGCCUGAAAACCCAACUUCUUAUCAACCUGUAAUGCUUCUUCACAUGAUCCGUCCUGCUGUCACUUUUGAUGACGUCACCAACCCCGCCCAAGGAGGGGCUCCCUCUUUCACAGCUACAUGCGUAAUGGACGGAAAAACUUAUUCUGGAACUGGUUCAAAGAAGAAGACAGCUAGAAAGAAUGCAGCAAAAGCUGCUCUUGCUUCCCUGGGAGUCAUCUACCCUCCAGAAGCUUAAGUCAAUCAGCAAACUUUUAAUUUCUCUAUCAACGUAUUUAAUUCAAUAACUUAACAGUAAAAUCAGUUUUAUCCUGUCAACUAUUCUUACUUGAUUGUAAGUCUGGUCUGCAAAAUCAUUAUUUUGCUUUUACAUAUUAAGAUAUAUAAAUGUCCAAUCCAAAAAGAGUGUAAAUAGAUAAGCCAUUACGUAUAGAUCUCCUAAUUUAAUUUCUGUUCGUAAAAGCAAGUUAGACCUCUCAGAGGACCUGCAUAUUUAUGUUGUAGGUCAAAAUGAUUUAAAAUUCUGUCUGAAAAUUUUUCAUCUUAUUCCCUUAAGAUUUUGCGGUCCAAGCUUCAUAAGCCUGUAUUGUCUGUACAGUUCAAGGUGAGUGCUUGCAUCAGAAGACUUUUUCGCAUACUGCAUUGAUUUUAAAAUUACUUCUAACCACAGGGCACACGAUGGGUACUCACUUUGACCAUGUUGAGUUCUUUUUUUGCAAAAAGAAGUCUCUCCACCCCUUGAAAGCAAGAAUGUCACAUUCAAUGUAAUUAAUUUAAAAUUUUAAGUACUUGGUGUUCCUCUGCAAUUAGUUAUUGUCUUAUUUUGUAUUGAUCAUUUUUUUUAUUUCAAAGUUUUAUCAUUUGUUUAAAGGAAGAGAAAUUUUCCAUUAUUUCUCUACUAGGACAGAAAGUUCGGUUCUUCUCCUAUUUAUUUUGAAGUAGGUUUUAUUGAUUUGCCCUUUUCAGCAGUAUAUUGUCUUAAGCAUGUGACUAAGUUGAUAUUUCUAUCAAUAAAAAGAAUAUCUUCCACAGGAA